Molecule: messenger RNA, 2235 nt
Organism: Colletotrichum godetiae
Lineage: Eukaryota; Fungi; Ascomycota; Sordariomycetes; Glomerellales; Glomerellaceae
Exons: 10
Coding region: 1-2235 (744 amino acids)
Biological process (GO): regulation of DNA-templated transcription; DNA-templated transcription
Molecular function (GO): DNA binding; DNA-binding transcription factor activity, RNA polymerase II-specific; zinc ion binding
Source: RefSeq, a predicted model, not a curated record
AUGGAGACGGAAAUCCCCACUACAGCCGUUGGAUCCUCGGACAACCCGAACUCUGGUAAUAAUCUCAAGAGGAAGCGAAGGCCUCGUGCGCCGAUAGCUUGUGGUACAUGUCGAGCUCGUAAAGUCAAGUGUGAUGGUAGUUCGCCAUGCUCCAACUGUGUUCGACACGAAUUCUCGUGCUCGUACAAAGAAGGACCGGAAGACUCACCGAGUAAGAGGUCAUCCUCAUACGAUCCCACCGGCCGCCUGCAACAACGUUUGCAGCCUCAACCUCAGCUGAUACCCCAGCCACAGCCGUCAUUGCCUGAGCAUCUUCAUCCGUCGCCAGUUAGCCUAGAUGAACCAAUCAAGCACGAGAACCCAAUUCAGCUGAACCCACAGGAGCCUAGCCGCAUGGACAGAGGCUCAUCAACAUCUUCGGAACAAGAGGUGGACGGUCUUGGUCAGGUCAACGAGCACACCGAGGGUGCCGAGUUUUACGGACCAACGGGAACUUUUUACUUCCUCGCCCGGCUUCGCUCUCGGGCGAACACACAGAAACAACCGGAAAUCGGCACGCAUCGGAAGCAAAGCUCCAUUGUAAAUCUCCUGCACAGUUCGGAUUACUCGACGCCCCCGGACUCUCGCAUCCUCGGCCAGAACCAAUUUGCAAAGGCAAGUCCGCAGAGUAAUGGCGGCAGAAGGGAGUCGUACCAGCAAGGAGUUGUUGCCGACGUCUUUCUCAGCGCGGUGGAUGCCGCGUUCGCGACGGAGGUUGAGCGGGAAUGUGUUCGACUGUACUUCCAAAAUCUGCACAACAUCCACCCAAUCCUUGAACAGAUGACCUUUCUCAAGAGAUGCGAGGAAGAAAUAUGGUCGAGGCUUUCAAGGCCAGAUAUAAUGAUCUCUUCGCAAAUGCGCCGUGAGGCAAGGUUCUUGGCACUUUAUAAUGUUGUCAUUGCUAUCGGGGCCAUCACCGCCGGUGAGACGUCCUUACUCAUGGAAGACCACACCAAAGAGUUCUUGGAUCGCACUGGACAAACCAGCGACGAAGAGGCACUCUACCCACCUAUUCGUCUGGCAAGAAGAUUCUUUGAAAGGUCGAGGCUUCACCUUGAAGAUAUUUGCGAGUCGAGUUCGCUUGAAACUGCGCAGACACUGUUUCUCAUGUCGGUAUUCGGUCAAAACGCGCUGAAACCUCACAGCUGCUACAUGUAUAGCGGCAUGGCGAUAAGAACUGCGUCGGCCAUGGGUAUCCCGACUAAUACCCGUUCUGAGACAAGCCCAGAAAGCUUGCUUUGGUGGUCGCUCUACUCACACGAGAUGACUACGUGCUCCAAGCUCCUACUCGAUACCGUUCCCAAAGACAUCUUGAAGCAUUUCCCCAAUUCGGCGUACUGUCUCAUCAACCCUAUGGUUGACCUAGCCAAGAUUCUCAUGUGGAUGACGGACAACUUGGGUCUGCACAGUAGUCAUACAUCCUUCCAAAGGCUAUCACAGACUGCACUCAACCUGGAUCGAGAGUUGGAUGACUGGAAGUCUGGGUUACCAAGACAGCUCCGUUUUGAUACAUCAUCCCUGGAAGACAGCGAAUUUGCCAUGAAGCAAAAGACCGUUCUCAAGCUACGGUUCCUGAACGCCAGGAUUCUUCUCCAUCGACAGUUCAUCAUAUCAAAGACACAAGAAGCGGACCGGAACACGGUCUCGCGACACGUUACGUCGUGCGUCAAAGCUGCCACCGAGACCAUCAAGUUUAUGCACACGAGCUAUCUACAUCGACCAUACUUCAGGACAUGGUGGUACAACUGCAUGUACCUACUCGAUGCCUGCAUGGUCCUCCUCCAUGUCCUCAUCUCCAACAUCUGCCCAUUCCCCGCCGAAGAGGUCAUGGAAAACAUCGAGCUGAGUCUGGACAUCUUUAAAGCAAUGAAGAUGCUCGCAGUAGCCAGACGAUGCGCCGAUAUCGUUAAAGAAUUGCUCAACGUCGCGGCAAAGACUCAUUCCGUACAGCAGCGUCAGACGAGCGUGACUACGGAAGCCGAGACUACUCUAAGGAUGCAUGAAGAUGUUAGCCAACUAAUGCAGACUUCCCCAGCCUUCAUGUCAGAUGGUAUGGGUCUUCAUCCUGGGGAUACCGAGCUUGGAGACGCCAUGAUUCCUGGGGACUUCGAUGCAAAUUUGGUGGACCCGAAUGUUGUCUGGAAUUUCCUCAAUUUUGAGCAUUGGAAUGCGUGGUCUGAUGCAGCCUUCAGAUGA